GCGCGCAGCAUUCCGGCGCCGCUCGGCGUCUCAGUCGGUGUCGAGCCGCCGAGGUGAGCGGAUCAGACCCGAGGCCGGACAGUAACCGUUGAGGGUUAGUCGCGUGUUGCGCGCGGGUCCGUAUCGCGGGGAGGGCGGUAUCUCGACGGGAAGCCAAGGAGCGAGGGACGCAGGAGCAGGGCGACGUGUAAGAUGAGCGGGUUGCUGAAGCUGUCGGCGUCGUUGCUGCCGAGGAGUCUGCCCGGUGCGGCGACGCUGAACAAGCUGGGACUGCCGCUCCUCGGCAACCGCAGGCUUCACCACACGCCGGACCGAACGGCCAAGAUCUCGGACGAGAUCUCCAAGCAGUACCCGUUGGUGGACCACACGUAUGACGCGGUCGUAGUGGGAGCCGGCGGUGCCGGUCUACGCGCGGCCUACGGCCUCGUGGCCGAGGGAUUCAAGACCGCGGUGGUCACCAAGCUGUUCCCGACGAGGUCGCACACGGUCGCCGCCCAGGGCGGCAUCAACGCCGCCCUGGGCAACAUGGAGGACGACAACUGGCAGUGGCAUAUGUACGACACCGUCAAGGGCUCGGACUGGCUGGGCGACCAGGAUGCCAUUCACUACAUGACCCGCGAGGCACCGAAGGCCGUCAUCGAGCUGGAGAACUGCGGCAUGCCUUUCAGCCGUACCUCUGACGGCAAGAUCUACCAACGUGCCUUCGGUGGUCAGUCCCUCAAGUUCGGCAAGGGCGGCCAGGCUCACCGAUGCUGUUGCGUGGCCGACAGGACCGGCCAUUCGUUGCUGCACACACUUUACGGCCAGUCGCUGAGCUACGACUGCAACUACUUCGUCGAGUACUUCGCCCUCGAUUUGCUGAUGGAGGGCGGCGAAUGUCGCGGCGUGAUCGCGCUCUGCCUGGAGGACGGGACCUUGCAUCGUUUCCGCGCCAAGAACACGGUGCUCGCCACCGGCGGCUACGGGCGCGCCUACUUCUCCUGCACAUCCGCGCACACUUGCACCGGGGAUGGCACCGCCAUGGUCUCCAGAGCCAAUCUGCCCAAUCAGGAUCUGGAGUUUGUGCAAUUUCAUCCCACAGGCAUCUACGGCGCCGGAUGCCUGAUCACGGAAGGUAGCCGCGGCGAGGGUGGUUAUUUGAUAAACAGCGAGGGCGAGAGAUUCAUGGAGCGUUAUGCACCGGUAGCGAAGGAUCUGGCGUCGCGAGACGUGGUGUCCAGAUCCAUGACAAUGGAGAUUAGAGAGGGCAGAGGCGUCGGACCAGAGAAGGAUCAUAUUUACCUGCAGCUACACCAUCUGCCGCCUGAACAGCUGGCCGCUCGGCUGCCGGGGAUUUCGGAGACGGCGAUGAUAUUCGCUGGCGUCGACGUGACUCGAGAACCCAUCCCCGUCUUACCCACCGUUCAUUACAAUAUGGGAGGUGUGCCAACGAAUUACAAAGGUCAAGUGUUGACCAAGGAGAACAAUCAGGACAAAGUAGUACCCGGCUUAUAUGCAUGCGGUGAGGCAGCCUGCGCGUCCGUUCACGGCGCUAAUCGACUGGGUGCCAAUUCUCUAUUGGAUUUAGUCGUGUUCGGGCGUGCUUGCGCUAAAACUAUUGCCCAAGAGAACAAACCUGGCGAGACGAUCGGACCUCUGAAACCUAACGCCGGCGAGGAGACGGUAGCUAAUCUAGACUGGGCCAGAAACGCCAACGGUUCCAUCUCCACCGCGGAAUUGAGGUUGACUAUGCAGAAAACCAUGCAGACGCAUGCGGCAGUCUUCAGAGACGCUGGUAACUUGCAAGAAGGCUGUCGGAAGAUGACUGACCUUUACAAGAAACUGGACGAGCUAAAGGUCGCGGACAAAUCUUUAAUAUGGAAUUCCGAUUUGGUAGAGACGCUUGAGCUGCAAAAUCUCAUGAUCAACGCAAUGCAGACCAUAAUCGGAGCGGAGAACAGGAAGGAGAGUCGCGGCGCACACGCUCGCGAGGAUCAUAAACAGAGAAUCGACGAAUACGACUACAGUAAACCGAUCGAAAAUCAACAACCGAAACCGUUCGAUCAACAUUGGAGAAAGCACACGCUGUCGAAGAUUAAUCUGAGAACAGGAGAGGUGUCUCUCGACUACAGACCGGUGAUCGAUGUUACGCUCAAUCAACAGGAAUGCGCGACGGUUCCGCCAGCGAUUCGUUCCUACUAGAUUAAUUUUACAAACAACGGACAAUAUUAAAAUCCAUCGCCCUAGGACUUUCAUCAACCGAAUUUCGGUCUCAGCGCAAUUCUCGACCGCAGCCUAAUAUUGAGCAUUAUUUAGACUGAACUGUAGCGCAAAGGAAUCGUCGCCGCUAUGAUUCUCGUGCUGGAACUGUUGCGCAACGAAACUGUUAUAAUUAAUUUAUUUCGUACAUAUACAUACACACACAUACACACACACACACCCCAACUUCAUCGUGCACCAAAGUUGAUUCUUGUCACUUGCUUGCGCCGUGAGUCGCACGAGCAGGAUUAAUGAUCCUUGUAGGAUGCCGGUGCUGAGAUUAUUGUCCUCUCGUCUACGUGAGGGAGUACGCACGAUCUCGCUCAGCGGAAUCGGUACUCACAAUCAGUUCAACAAGUAAUAGUCGAAACUAGAACAAUUCGCGGUAGCAGAAGGAGGUCUGUAUAUAAACCACGGAUCUUUUCAGGAAAUGCGUUUUCUCCUCUGUAAUAUAGUACAAUGUAUCCAGUACACGUUCUCAUUGCACUCAGGCCCGUGUACAACGUAUUCUUGCAUGCAGUGAUAGCAGACACCACUGACGAACUCGAUUGAAUGUUAUUUCGCUUACUAUACGUGAAUUAUAAAUUCGUGUACAGUAAGAUUUUUGCAAACCUCUAAUAAGGACUUGUUAAGAAAUCUGCUGGCAAUUCUUAAUAUGUCUACGUUUCUUGAAUUAAUAAUUUAUUGAUUAUUUAUCAUGUAUACCUUUCGAGUGUUUAUUGUUAAAUCAUAAUAUUUCUUCAUAUAAUUUUUAUUUCUGAAUUGAUAUUUCAAAUUAUUGUUACAGGCAAUGGUACUUUGAUGCUGUACCGCUGUACUCUGAUACUAUUAUCAUUUUCAAUUUGACGUUUAUUGCGACUAUUUAUACAUAUUUAUACGUAUAUUACGGAGACAUACAAGAGUUUGAAAGAUCUAUUGUUAAAUGCUCUUUUUCGUAGUUCAUACUCUUGUCGAGAAUCAGUCGACAGUAAAAAAUUAAUAAUUAUGAUGAUUGAUAUACUGGA
Vollenhovia emeryi is the source of this 3242-nucleotide messenger RNA. RefSeq names its product succinate dehydrogenase [ubiquinone] flavoprotein subunit, mitochondrial-like (gene SdhA). Gene Ontology annotation, molecular function: electron transfer activity; flavin adenine dinucleotide binding; succinate dehydrogenase (quinone) activity. Gene Ontology annotation, biological process: tricarboxylic acid cycle; mitochondrial electron transport, succinate to ubiquinone. NCBI's taxonomy places the organism in Eukaryota, Metazoa, Arthropoda, Insecta, Hymenoptera, Formicidae. The record is from RefSeq and is a predicted model, not a curated record. The transcript is spliced from 9 exons. Bases 193 to 2181 code for a protein of 662 amino acids.